This is a messenger RNA of Ochlerotatus camptorhynchus, 3520 nucleotides long. It is a transcript of the gene LBR, whose product is annotated as lamin B receptor. Bases 177 to 2165 code for a protein of 662 amino acids. Lineage: Eukaryota; Metazoa; Arthropoda; Insecta; Diptera; Culicidae. Gene Ontology annotation, biological process: cholesterol biosynthetic process. Gene Ontology annotation, cellular component: endoplasmic reticulum membrane; nuclear inner membrane. The transcript has 3 exons. The record is from RefSeq and is a predicted model, not a curated record. Gene Ontology annotation, molecular function: Delta14-sterol reductase activity.
CAUACACAUCAGCAAUGAAUUGCAGCAUAUAUUUUUCGUGAAUGGCGUCUUUUUGACGCUUGUUUCUGUGCUCGCUGGUGUUGAUUCAAAAUUUAUCGUUAAAUUGAAGUGAAAAUUGUGACCAAAAUAUUGACAUUCAGGUUAGGACUCAACAGUGCUGCGAUUAAAAAAGUGGAAUGGAAAGUCGUCGUGCAACAAGAGGUGCUCCAGGGGCCACAACAGCAUCUGUAGUACCUGGUCCCGCAGAGACCGCCAAACGGGGGCGAAAAUCAACUGGUCGUAAUAGAACUCCUUCGCCACCUGCCAGAAAAGUAUCGCCCGCACGAAAGGCCUCACCUGCCAGAGCGAAACGUACGUCGCCAGCCAGAAAGGCAUCUCCCGCGCGUAAGGCUUCACCUGCAAGGAAAGCAUCCCCCGCAAAAAAAGCCUCUUCCGGCCGUAAGGUUGGGCGGCCACCAAAAGAUGCGUCCAGCAGUAAAGUGUCACCUGAGUCCAAAGACAAAGAAGAACUCAGACGAUCGGCACGAAUCAAGAUUUCCGAACAACGUGACAAGAGCCCAGUGUUGAAAAGAUCGUUGAGAGAUAAGCAAUUAUCGAUUAUUUUGGAUGAUGAGGAAAUUUCAAAGAAGGGAUCACCUGCCAAAAGUACAACCCCCAAUACGAGUCAGAGAUCGAUUGAGACGACAACAGGCCGCAGUCGGGUAACUGAAUCUCGGUCUGUGAGUGUGGCUAACGAUUCGCAGGAAUUCUCUGACCAUGAGGAGAUAGAGUUCCAAAGUUUCCGCAAAGAUGAUAACGGAUUGCUUCGCGAUAAGUCAUAUGCGAGGCGAAGUGCUUCGAAGCAGCUGCAUGAUCUACGUGAAUUCGGUGGAAACUGGGGCGUUGCUGCAGUACUACUGCUGGUGCCAGCAUUCAUCUUUCUUACGAAUCACUUCUGUUCUGGUGCAGCACAUCGGGACUGCUCGUUCAAGAUUCCUGCCAAUCUGGACGAGUUCAAAACACUUUCUACGUACUUUAACCGCGAGAUUGGACUCAUCUUUUUGUUUUUCACGUGGGGAAUCGCUCUCGUCAGUACACUACCCGUUGGUAAAGCCGUGAAAAUAGUGGACGAAGUCCGUGGUCAACAAAGCUACACCUUCACCGGUUUAUCCUGUGCUGCCUUUACGGGGUUGGCAGUUUUCGUGGCCGAAUAUUGCUAUAAAUACCCAUUGAUCUCAUCCAUCAGCAAAGGCUACAAUCAGCUGUUGGUCAUAAGUCUGGUCUACGCUCUCGUUACCGCCGGAUUGGCUUUCUUCAAAUCACGUUAUGUAUCGCAAGUCAACUGGAAUCCGUACGCCAAAACCGGACACUUCCUGUCGGAUUUCUUCAUCGGGCGUGAAAUCAACCCGCUGAGCUUCAAUACCGUCAAUCUAAAAUUGGUUCACUAUCAUAUUUCCGUCAUCCUUGCUCUCCUCUUCAACUCGAUCAUCCUUUACCGUAAUCUCCAUUUCCCUACACUUCCAACAGAAGAAGAACUUUCGCUAUUGGAAAAGCUCACUUUCACCGUAAAAAAUCUUGAAUUCGAAGCAACCCCAGUUCUGGCGGCAUCCCUGACCAUCAUCUACCUUCUGGAUCUACUCGCUUACGAGCAUCAUUUAACGCACUCGUUCGACCUGCAGAGCGAAGGUUUCGGUGCCCUGCUGCUCCUCCGGUAUGCCGUAUUCCCAUUCACUCUGACCCUGCUGCCCAAAUACGUGGCCGCCCACAAACUAUCGGACGUUCCCGCCUGGGCUCUGGCACUGGUGGCCCUCAUCGCCCUGACCGGCCUCGUUAUCAAGCGAUCCAGCAAUCGCCUCAAGCAUCAGUACCGACUUAAUCCACUUGGCGAGAAGUUUAUCGAUCUGGAAACCCUGCCCACCUUCCAAGGGCGCCGCUUGCUCGUGGCGAAGCUGUGGGGUCGCGUCCGCCAGCCAAACUACGUUGGAGACAUCCUGCAGAACAUUGCCCUGUUGCCGCUACUGUACUGGCGCUUCGCUUGGCCCCCUCUGCUGGCAGUCCUAUUCACCGUGGCCCUGCUGGUUCAACGUGCCAAACGCGUCAACGAUCGGAACGCGAAAAAGUACAACUCCGCCUGGCAACGUUACUGCUCAACGGUGCGAUACAUGUUGGUGCCUAAGGUUUUCUAAACAACCACACACACAAACUGCACGACGCUACAAUUGAAUAGUUUCCAUUUUUUUUCUUUGAUUGUAAAAAAGUGUUUCUAUUGUAAGUUAACAAACUUUUUUUUUCGCUAUUUUAUUAGAUAGCACCAAAUUAGACUAUCGGACAGUUAGAACUUUUACUUUAUGAAUAGAGAGUGCGAGUAGAAAAAGUAAGCAAAAAGUUUUAUUUGAGAUGCAAAUCAGUAAAAUCAAACGAAUUUUUUUGAUUGCUAUUUGCCGAAAGAUUUAAUUGUGAAGUUAACUUCUGUGAGUUUGAAUUAUUCACUUGACGUACAGUUUUAAUAACGAAGGAAAAGCAUCUAGGCUACUUAGAAGAAUCUAUAUGUUUCUCUUUUUUUCUAAUUAGAAUGUAUUGAAUAAGGUUAAGAGAAAGUAUUAGAUCUAAGGCAGAAUUUCAAAAUAUUUGUGGAGCUAAAACAUAUCGAGUUUAUGAGUUUCAUGCAAUUGAAGGCAAUUUUACAAUUACACAUGACUAUUGUACAAAUCGGACUUAAGUGAAUUAUAAAUUAGUUUUCCACUCUGCACACAUUCAACUACAUGUGACGCUACGAGGGAAAAUUUUAUUUUUCAACAAAAGACGGCAUUUUUUUGCGUAUUUUCUAAAAUAAGUUUACAUUAAGCGAGAAAUAUUUCACUGUACUAUUUGAUUUUUUUUUAUUGAGCCAUGUUCGAGCACACAUCCACGAAACACCAUCCCAGCAUAUGCGCACGUACCUAACCUAUCUACUCUCCGACGUUAAUAUCCGAUUCCCAGCAGUGAGUAAGAAGCCAUCUGAAACGAAACGAGAUUCAUUUGCUGAAAACAGGACACUUUCUUGUAUUUUAAAACAUGUUCACUAGGGUGGGCCAACUUUGUAUGGCUGAUCACAACACCCUGCUUCCCAGUGCGCUUUCGAUCUGUAUUGAGGUCCCCAACAACUGCCAAAUUUGAACGAUUUUGAAGAACAUCAAAGUUUGUAUGGAAAAACGGAGAGAAACUAUUGCUUUCAAAAAUUCAAAAAAUUCUCAAUUUUUUUUUGCAAUCUUGAGACUUUGAUUGGAAAAACUAUGCCGAACAAAAAGUUAUUAUUUGACUUACACAGUAGUUGGGGACCUCAAUACAGAUCGCACGAGCGGUGGGAGGAUUGGGUUAUAAAGUUGAGUCACCCUAAGCUCACUGUAUAGCUAUUUUCGCGGUUUUUUGCUUUUCAUUUAUCUAAGUCGACGAAAAUUGAUAGAAUCUAAGUUAGUGCUCUUUUAAUUGUUAGUUCUUGCUGCUAGGAUCCGGUUAAGCUCACAUCUAUUAGAAAUAAAGAUUUUAGAACACGAACAAAAAA